Lates calcarifer (barramundi perch) is the source of this 1087-nucleotide messenger RNA. RefSeq names its product chloride intracellular channel protein 5-like. The record is from RefSeq and is a predicted model, not a curated record. Lineage: Eukaryota; Metazoa; Chordata; Actinopteri; Centropomidae.
ACUGACAUACCAGAGAAAGCCAAAAAAAAGAAAGAAAGAAAAAAGAGGAAAAACAACAAGCAGUCCAAAUAGCAAGCAGAUGAAUGAGUAGUUGGAGAGAGACAGACACACAGACAGACAUGGUACUGACUGGCACUUCUCAUCGCUUUAUUGGAACAUGACACAAAUAUACUUUUUCUUAUCACCACUGGGAAUAAAAAACUGUCAUCUGAGAAUCUUUAGAGGAGUGUGAGCUUUCACACAACCUUUCAAACUAAAUGGAAAGCUGACCUGGACUGUUCACCAUGUCCUGGUAUAACACUGUAGUUAAAAAACUUGGCUACCCCACCAUUGAGUUGUUCGUGAAGGCGGGAAGUGACGGGGAGAGCAUCGGUAACUGUCCAUUCUCCCAGAGACUCUUCAUGAUCCUGUGGCUUAAAGGAGUCAUCUUCAACGUCACCACUGUCGACCUCAAACGGAAGCCAGCCGACCUGCAGGACCUGGCUCCAGGAACCAACCCUCCCUUUGUGACCUUUAACGGUGAGGUGAAGGUUGACGUGAACAUGAUAGAAGAGUUCCUGGAGGAGAAACUGACCCCCACCAGCUAUCCCAGACUGGCUCCCAAACAUCGUGAAGCCAACACAGCCGGCAUCGAUGUGUUCGCUAAGUUCUCAGCUUACAUUAAAAACCCAAGAAAAGACACCAACGACGCCUUAGAGAAAGCCUUGCUGAAGUCUCUUCGGCGUCUCGAUGACUUCCUGAGGACCCCCCUCCCCGAGGAGAUCGAUGCUUACGCCUCAGGUGACCUGCCUGAGUCGUCCCAGGAGCUUCUUGAUGGAUCUCAGCUCACUCUGGCCGACUGCAACCUCCUGCCUAAACUACACAUCUUAAGGGUCGUAGCCAAGAAGUACCGUGGCUUUGAGAUCCCGGCAGAGAUGACGGGGUUGUGGAGGUAUUUAAACUGCGCCUAUCAGAGGGAGGAGUUCACCAACACAUGCCCUGCUGAGAGGGAGAUUGAAUUUGCCUACCUGGAUGUUGCGAAACGAAUCAAAUAAGAGCAAGAGUGGGAGAAGCAUGGGGACAACUAGAUUAGAUACAAAGAGUAGGU